GGCCUGCAGCUCCUGAUCUCCGGGCGCGGCCAUGUUGGAGGCUCAGGGCCCAUGCCAUGGCUGGGCGCCCCGGAGACCGAAUCCGAGCAGAGCCAGCUGCGCGGGACAGAUGUUGGAAGUGCGAAGAGGGCUGUACCUGGGUGGGGCCGCGGCCGUCGCGGAGCCAGACCGUUUGAGGGAGGCGGGCAUCACGGCCCUGCUGACGGUGGACUCGGAGGAACCCGGCUUCAUGGCGGGGGCUGAGGUCGAGGGUCUUCGGAAACUCUUCGUGCCAGCGCUGGACAAACCCGAGACCGACCUGCUCAGCCAUCUGGACCGGUGCGUGGCCUUCAUCGGCCAGGCUCGCGCCGAGGGCCGUGCAGUACUGGUGCACUGUCAUGCAGGAGUCAGUCGAAGUGUUGCUAUAAUAACUGCUUUUCUGAUGAAGACUGACCAACUUACUUUUGAAAAAGCCUACGCAGACCUCCAGACUAUCAAACCAGAAGCUAAGAUGAAUGAGGGAUUUGAAUGGCAAUUGAAAUUAUACCAAGCAAUGGGAUAUGAAGUAGAUACUUCUAGUGCAAUUUAUAAGCAAUAUCGUUUGCAAAAGGUUACAGAAAAGUAUCCAGAAUUACAGAAUUUACCUCAAGAACUCUUUGCUGUUGACCCAACCACGAUUUCACAAGAAUUGAAAGAUGAGGUUCUCUACAAGUGUAGAAAGUGCAGGCGAUCUUUAUUUCGAAGUUCUAGUAUUUUGGAUCAUAACGAAGGAAGUGGGCCUAUAGCCUUUGCCCACAAGAGAAUGACACCAUCUUUCAUGCUUACCACAGGAAGUCAGGUUCAAUGUACAUCUUAUUUCAUUGAACCUGUACAGUGGAUGGAAUCUGCUUUUUUGGGAGUCAUGGAUGGACAGCUUCUUUGCCCAAAAUGCAGUGCCAAGUUGGGUUCUUUCAACUGGUAUGGUGAACAGUGCUCAUGUGGUAGAUGGAUAACACCUGCUUUUCAAAUACAUAAGAAUAGAGUGGAUGAAAUGAAAAUGCUGCCAGUUUUGGGAUCACAAACAAGAAAAAUAUGAACUUAUGAUAUUUGAUAGCUGGGGAAGUAAUCUGAUAUGUGUUAGCCUUGCCUGUUAUCAUUCAUGGCAGAUUAUUCGUUUCUAGGCCAUUCACAUUUGAAAUGUGUACUUGAUGUGACAUGGAACUAUGCUUUGUUAGUUUACUACAUGAUAGAACUAGAAUACAUGGCAAAGCUUUUUAAUCAUGUAGAUUUUAUUUGAUAUUAAAAUCUUUUAUAACCCAGAUACUUUGUUUCACAGUUUUUAAAAGCUCUGAUUUUUGGAAUGUUUGUUACAUGAUCUUAAGAUCUGGAUGGACAAUUGCAUAUAGAAUUUGAAACCACUGUAUUUAGAUAGGUAUUAUUUUAUUUACAGAAAGGUAAAGCAGCUUUGUUUGGACAUAUUUUGAAAUUAUUUCUCUCUUUUACGGAGUAUUGGUAAAUUCACAUAUGUCUGGAUUUUUUUUUUCUUGGAAAUGUAAAGGAAAGGCCAUUAGUAAAUACUGAUUAAAAUGUGGCUUUCAUACUACUUUUCAGUAAUCCUAGUUAUCUACAGUUUUACAAAAGCCUGUUUGAGAUACCUCUUGAAGUGAUCUACAUAAACAUUAAUGUUAGGUAUAUUUUUAAUGAUGAAGAAAAAAUGUGGACUUACUAUACCUAUAUCAACUAGUUUUUUAGCCCAAUAUGCUUGAGUAUUAGAAAGGAUACUAUGCAGGCUCAGUGGCUCAGCCUGAAAUCCCAGCUCUUUGGGAGGCUGAGGCUAAUAGAUUGCCUGAGACCGCGGGUUCGAGAAAGGGUACUGUGUCCAGAUUAGCUUGUUUAACCUGAUUUCUAGAAACUAGAAUUAUUUUACUAAUUAUUAAGUUGGAAUUGGACUUAAUUAGAUAUUUGAACAUUUAUGUGAAAUCAGAAUUAACUAAUAAAGAGAAAUACAGCCCAUGUCCUUAAGACA
Messenger RNA from Carlito syrichta (Philippine tarsier), 1984 nucleotides. RefSeq names its product dual specificity phosphatase 12 (gene DUSP12). Lineage: Eukaryota; Metazoa; Chordata; Mammalia; Primates; Tarsiidae. The record is from RefSeq and is a predicted model, not a curated record. Gene Ontology annotation, biological process: protein dephosphorylation; ubiquitin-dependent protein catabolic process. The coding region runs from base 32 to 1054 and encodes 340 amino acids. Gene Ontology annotation, cellular component: nucleus. Gene Ontology annotation, molecular function: protein tyrosine/serine/threonine phosphatase activity. The transcript is spliced from 6 exons.